Messenger RNA from Danio rerio (zebrafish), 2703 nucleotides. RefSeq names its product ZFX family zinc finger ZNF711 (gene znf711). The record is from RefSeq and is marked validated. Gene Ontology annotation, cellular component: cytoplasm; nucleus. Gene Ontology annotation, biological process: regulation of DNA-templated transcription. Lineage: Eukaryota; Metazoa; Chordata; Actinopteri; Cypriniformes; Danionidae. Gene Ontology annotation, molecular function: metal ion binding; DNA binding.
GAAACGAGAAGUCUGAUUGGUUGAUGCAACAAAUCGAGCAGCGUGAUUGGCUUAGGCCUGGAAAAGAUGGUUUGGGAUCCUCGAUGUACAGGCCGCAGUAGUGCUACCGUUGGAAAAAUAAUGAUAAUAAAUUGCAACAGAUUCGAGGGGAUCCGAAACGCAUCAGCACAUUGAAGGCAGUCGGGCAAUAGACAUUCUCCUUCCUGAUGAGAGCUUCAGGUUUUCUUAAAAUUUGUGACACUUUCACGUGAAAGGAACUACUGUCAAAUGUGAAGUGCUGUAGAACUGUCACAGAUUAUGGAUCAAGGUGGAGGGAUCCUGGAGCUUCACAAGGACUUGAAGAUGCCCCAUACAAUGAUAAUGCCAGAUUUUGGCAUGAGUGGCAUAGCCCACCUUGAUGGUGAGCACAUUGUGGUGUCGGUGCCAGAGGCUGUGAUGGUGUCAGAUGUGGUGACAGAUGAAGAAGGCAUCAUGUUGGAGACUGCCCUAGAAGCUGAAGUUGUAGAAGAGCCUGACAUCUGUCACGAGGACGUCAUCACCACAGAGGGAGUGAUCAUGUCGGAGUCGAUCCUUGGAGCUGAAGUGGCCAUCCAAGAGGCUCUGAGUGGCACUGCGGAUCUGAUUGAAGAAACCGUGCCUGAUCAGGUGUUUGUGGCUGAGCUCAUGUCACCUCACAUUCAAAGCCCACUGGACCACAACCUGGUGUCUGCAGAAGUCAUGGUGACAGACGCGGACACGGUCAUUGACUCGCACGACACCCUGCAGUCUGAUGUCACCAUUAAAGCAGAUGAUGAUGAGGAGGAUGUGAAAAGCACUUCAGAAGACUACCUUAUGAUUUCCUUGGAUGAAGUAGGGGGAAAGCUUGACAUUGAAGACACCUCUUUAAAGAUCAGUGCAGAUGUCGGCCAAGAUGAUGACGGCUCAAAGGAGGAUGAGUUCAGCUCGGAGGUCAUAAAAGUUUACAUCUUUAAAGCAGAUGGAGAUGAAGAUGUGGAAAUAGGCAGCACUGAGGUGGUAGAAGAGAGUGAUUUUCCUGGUAGGCACACUGUGAUGGAGUCAGUGGGUUCAGGAAGGCUGCCCAGAGAGAAGAUGGUCUACAUGGCUGUAAAGGAUGCCAACCAAGAAGAUGAUUUAAACUGUUCGGAGAUGACUGACCAGGUGUAUAUGGAGGUCAUUGUUGGGGAAGAAGAGGCUCCUGCUAUCACAGAAGCUCAGAUGGAGGACUCACCAGUUAACAAGACCAUUGUUCCUGCAGCCUGGGCAACUGCUUAUGGAAGCAGUCUAGAAAGUAAGAAUGGUGCUGCCACUCCCUACCUGCAGAUCACUGACAGCAUCAGCACAAGCCGAGCACUUAAGCAAAAGAUUAAGAAGAGAAGGCGAGGAGAGACACGCCAGUGUCAGACAGCUGUAAUCAUUGGUCCUGAUGGGCAGCCACUGACUGUAUACCCCUGCCACAUCUGUGGCAAGAAAUUCAAAUCACGGGGUUUCCUGAAACGGCACAUGAAGAAUCAUCCGGACCACAUGUUCAAGAAGAAGUACCAGUGCACCGAUUGUGAAUUCACCACCAACAAGAAGGUGAGUUUCCACAACCAUCUGGAAAGCCACAAGCUCAUCAUCAAGAAUGAAAAGAUCCCUGAGUACACCGAGUACACUCGCCGAUAUCAUGAGGCCAGCCCGCUCAGCUCCAACAAGCUCAUUCUGCGAGACAAAGAGCCCAAGCUGCACAAAUGCAAGUAUUGCGAGUACGAGACUGCCGAGCAGGGUCUUUUGAACCGCCAUCUUCUGGCCGUGCAUAGUAAAAACUUUGCACAUGUCUGCGUAGAGUGCGCUAAGGGUUUCCGCCACCCCUCUGAGCUUAAGAAGCACAUGCGGACUCACACGGGAGAGAAACCUUUCCAUUGCCAGCACUGCGAGUUCUCUUGUGCCGACCAGUCCAAUUUAAAGACUCAUAUUAAGAGCAAACAUGGGACGGACCUGCCCUUUAAGUGUGGACAUUGCCCACAGGCGUUUGCGGAUGACAAGGAGCUCCAAAGGCAUGCUGAGAUAUUCCAGGGUCAUAAGACUCACCAGUGUCCCCAUUGUGAACAUAAAAGCACCAAUUCCAGUGAUUUGAAACGUCACAUAAUCUCAGUACACACUAAAGACUUUCCGCACAAGUGCGACGUGUGUGAAAAAGGCUUUCACAGACCCUCUGAACUGAAAAAACAUUCGGAAACCCACAAGGGGAAUAAAGUACACCAGUGCCGGCACUGUGAUUUUAAGACGUUGGACCCCUUCACACUAAGCCGCCAUAUUCUUUCUGUUCAUACUAAGGACUUGCCGUUUAAAUGCAAGCGCUGCAAGCGAGGUUUUAGGCAUCAGAACGAACUUAAAAAACACAUGAAAACACACAGUGGCCGCAAGGUUUACCAAUGCCAAUAUUGCGAGUACAACACUACAGAUGCUUCAGGUUUCAAAAGGCAUGUCAUAUCAAUCCACACUAAAGACUAUCCCCACAGGUGCGAUUACUGCAAGAAGGGUUUCAGGCGGCCAUCAGAAAAGAACCAACAUAUCAUGCGACAUCACAAGGAAACCCUGUUAUAACGAUCUUUAAACUACAAGACAAGAUCUGACGCUGUCAUUUACAUGGUGAAAUUGAAAAAAUCCUUAUUUAAUGGUCUGCUAAUAUGUAAAAAACAUAAAUCAAAUUUGAGGCGGGUAUAA